This is a messenger RNA of Mauremys mutica (yellowpond turtle), 653 nucleotides long. It is a transcript of the gene RBX1, whose product is annotated as ring-box 1. Gene Ontology annotation, molecular function: cullin family protein binding; ubiquitin protein ligase activity; zinc ion binding. Bases 155 to 481 code for a protein of 108 amino acids. The record is from RefSeq and is a predicted model, not a curated record. The transcript has 5 exons. NCBI's taxonomy places the organism in Eukaryota, Metazoa, Chordata, Testudines, Geoemydidae. Gene Ontology annotation, biological process: ubiquitin-dependent protein catabolic process; protein ubiquitination. Gene Ontology annotation, cellular component: nucleus; cullin-RING ubiquitin ligase complex.
GACGCUUCAUCGCUCUUAUCCCCUCCCCCCGCUUCCGCACGCACCUGUUUGCGUGAGGGGACGGGCGAGGAGAAGGGAAAAGGGAGGCUGUCGCGAGUCUUCGUCCCCAGCCCCGCGCACGCGCACUAAGGGGACCUGGAAUCGUGUAUUCAAAAUGGCGGCGGCGAUGGAUGUGGACACCCCGAGCGGCGCCAACAGCAGCGCCAGCAAGAAGCGCUUCGAAGUGAAGAAGUGGAAUGCAGUAGCUCUCUGGGCCUGGGACAUUGUGGUUGAUAACUGUGCCAUUUGCAGGAACCAUAUCAUGGAUCUGUGUAUAGAAUGUCAAGCUAACCAGGCAUCGGCUACCUCUGAAGAGUGUACUGUCGCAUGGGGUGUCUGCAAUCAUGCUUUCCACUUUCACUGCAUCUCUCGUUGGCUUAAGACUCGCCAGGUGUGUCCGCUGGAUAACAGAGAAUGGGAGUUCCAAAAGUAUGGGCACUAAAGAAAGAUGGUCACCAAGUUUACCAUUCUGUCACCAACAUAAUUGGCUCCUCUUGUUAGUGGGUCUGUUUUAGGAAUUAUGUAAAUCAGUUAUACAUAUGUCUUGUUUUUUGCUUUAAUCUUAAUGCUGCCAUAUUGUAUACUCUUAAAUAAAAUAUUGUUGGAACAUCCCA